Molecule: messenger RNA, 1292 nt
Organism: Saprolegnia diclina VS20
Lineage: Eukaryota; Oomycota; Saprolegniomycetes; Saprolegniales; Saprolegniaceae
Exons: 1
Coding region: 42-1226 (394 amino acids)
Biological process (GO): proteolysis
Molecular function (GO): zinc ion binding; metallocarboxypeptidase activity
Source: RefSeq, a predicted model, not a curated record
AUCGUUUGCCUGUCUUUGCCAUUUGCGCACAAUUCUUCACGAUGCUCUCGCAGCGCGUACUCGGUCUCUUCCUCCUUGUCACGCAGCUCGCUGCGUCCUAUCUGACCAAUGACGACGUCGACGCGGCGCUAGCGUGCCAAUCAAGUGUCGCCAGCCCGAUAGCGUCGCUGACGCCCGGGGCCUUUGCGACCAACGCCUUCUUCUCGUGCUUCCGGAACGAGUCGGAGACGAUCGCCUUCAUGGAUGCAAUGGCCGCCCGCGUGGCCAAGAACGUCGUGACCAAGUCCGAGGUCGCCACGUCGUACUUGGGUCGGCCGAUCGUUGGGUACAAGCUGUCGCCGCCGGGCGCCUCUCCCCACGCCAUGUACGUGCAGGGCCUCCUGCAUGCGCGUGAGUGGGUGAGCAGCAUGGCGGUCGUCUACCAUGCCGCGAUCCUACUCGACGCUAUUGUCAGCAAGACGUCGACGACGCCCUACACGUGGUAUAUGGUGCCCAUUGUCAACGUCGACGGGUUCCAACAGACGUGGACGACGCCCGAGCGGUACCGGCGCAAGAACAUGCGGCCGGUGCCCGUGAACUUUCCGAGCAUUCCCAACCAAGCCGAGGCCGGGGUCGACCUCAACCGGAAUUGGGGCCCACUCGACAAGUUCAAUCUCGACAAUGUGACCAAGUUUGACUUGACGUACCCGGGCACGGCGCCAUUUAGCGAGCCCGAAGUGCUCGGGCUCCACACUUGGUUCCAAGCCCAUACGGAGAUCGUCGGCUACCUCGACAUGCACUCGUAUGCCGGCAUGGUCUUGACCCCGUACGGCGACAGCAACGAGACGCUGCCGGCGCCCUACGCCUCGCGCUACGACGCGCUUGGCAAAACAGUCCAGGCCGCGGUCGCCAAUGCCACUGGCACCGCCUACGACGCCAAGCCCGAGUGGUACCUCUACUUGUCCUACGGCACGUUCCAGGACUACAUCUUUCGCACAUACCAAAAGGCCGCGAUUACGUUUGAGCUCCAUGGCGACGACUUUAUCGUACCCGCAAGCACGAUUGCCCUGCGCUGCCGCGAAGCCCACGCGGCGCUCACCGCGUUUGCUAGCAACGUGCCUGCUUUCUACGACGGCCUCGCGCUGCCCGUGACAAGCACUACGAAGAGCGUCGCCGCGACGGCGCGCCUCUCGCCGCUGUUGCUCGCCAUCGCCUGCCUCUUCUACAGCCUAGGACUUUUUCGAUAGUGUACAUAUGAAGCCUAAGUGAGUUGUAAUGCGCGGUGGUGCUCUGUGGCUCUUGCUCUUUGGUGA